This is a messenger RNA of Talpa occidentalis (Iberian mole), 924 nucleotides long. RefSeq names its product olfactory receptor 4C45-like. Gene Ontology annotation, molecular function: olfactory receptor activity; G protein-coupled receptor activity. Gene Ontology annotation, cellular component: membrane. Gene Ontology annotation, biological process: G protein-coupled receptor signaling pathway. The record is from RefSeq and is a predicted model, not a curated record. NCBI's taxonomy places the organism in Eukaryota, Metazoa, Chordata, Mammalia, Eulipotyphla, Talpidae.
AUGGAAAAGAUUAGCAAUGUAACUGAAUUCAUCCUACUGGGCUUGACCCAGAAUCCAGAAUUGCGAAAAAUCCUAUUUGCUGUGACAUUGAUCGCCUACCUGAUCACACUGACAGGAAACUUGUUCAUCUCAAUCAUCAUCUUCAUCACCCCAGCCCUGGGUUCUCCCAUGUACUUUUUUCUGGCCUAUUUGUCCAUCAUAGAUGGUUUCUACUCAUCUUCCAUAGCACCCAAAAUGAUCUUUGACUUGAUUUAUGAAAAGAACACCAUUUCUUUCAAUGGCUGCAUGACUCAGCUCUUUGCUGAACACUUCUUUGCUGCAACUGAAAUCAUUGUGUUAAUGGUUAUGGCUUAUGACCGCUAUGUGGCCAUCUGUAAGCCCUUGCAUUACAUGACCAUCAUGAGACGACCUGUGUGCGUUUUCCUAGUGGUAACGGCGGGAAUUUUAGGGUUUAUUCAUGCAGGGAUCCAGAUUUUGUUCAUGGUCCAGUUGCCAUUCUGUGGCCCCAAUGUCAUUGACCACUUCAUGUGUGAUUUAAUUCCUCUCCUCGAGCUAGCCUGCACGGACACUCACAUUUUGGGACCCCUGAUUGCUGCCAACAGUGGCUCACUAUGCAUGCAUUUUUCUAUGCUGCUUACUUCCUAUAUUGUCAUCCUGCGCUCCCUGAGGAAUCACAGUGCUGAGGGGCGUCGCAAAGCCCUGUCUACCUGCGCUGCUCAUGUCACUGUGGUCAUCUUGUUCUUUGUGCCUUGUUCGUAUCUGUACCUAAGACCCAUGACCUCCUUCCCCACUGACAAAGUUGUCAUGGUGUUUUGCACCAUAGUAACUCCUAUGUUGAACCCCUUAAUCUACACCCUCAGAAAUGCAGAAAUGAAAAAUGCCAUAGAGAAAUUCUGGGGGCAAAUAAUGAAAAUCACAGAUUAA